This is a messenger RNA of Thalassophryne amazonica, 595 nucleotides long. RefSeq names its product gonadotropin-releasing hormone 3 (gene gnrh3). Gene Ontology annotation, biological process: multicellular organism development. Gene Ontology annotation, cellular component: extracellular region. The record is from RefSeq and is a predicted model, not a curated record. Gene Ontology annotation, molecular function: hormone activity. The transcript has 4 exons. Bases 99 to 437 code for a protein of 112 amino acids. Lineage: Eukaryota; Metazoa; Chordata; Actinopteri; Batrachoidiformes; Batrachoididae.
UGUCCCAUUAGUCAGUAAAUGUGUCACACCUGCAGAGAGCGGAUUAGAAGCAUGACAGCAACCUUUUUUGCGGCGCCUAUAAAAUCCCCACCUGGCUAAUGCACCACAUGGCAACCAGGCAAACACAGAGACAUAUAACAAAUUUGGCUUCUUCUGCAGCUCCGAUGGAAGACAGCAGAAGAAGAGCGAUGGUGCAGGUGGUGAUGUUGGCAUUGGUGCUACACGCCGUCCUGUGCCAGCACUGGUCCUACGGGUGGCUACCAGGCGGGAAGAGAAGCGUGGGAGAGCUGGAGGCCACCAUCAGGAUGAUGGGUACAGGCGGUGUGGUGUCUCUUCCUGAAGAGACGAGUGCCCAAACCCAGGAGAGACUCAGACCAUACAACAUAAUUAAUGAUGCCGGUUAUUUUAACCGGAAGAAGAGGUUCUCCUAUGAAUGAAGUCAAAAGUGUAAAAAGAAAAUCAGGUUGCAUUCACAUUGUAAAGAGCACAGUGAUGGAUUGUUCACCUGUCAUCACUCUUAUGAUGUAAAUCAUCCAUGUUUGCUGCUUCAAACAGUGAAAAAUUGUAAUAAAGUUUUUGAAUCCCAAUCAGCUUA